Lutzomyia longipalpis is the source of this 4149-nucleotide messenger RNA. It is a transcript of the gene Asph, whose product is annotated as aspartyl/asparaginyl beta-hydroxylase. Bases 139 to 3720 code for a protein of 1193 amino acids. Gene Ontology annotation, cellular component: endoplasmic reticulum. The transcript has 13 exons. The record is from RefSeq and is a predicted model, not a curated record. Gene Ontology annotation, molecular function: protein binding; peptidyl-aspartic acid 3-dioxygenase activity. Gene Ontology annotation, biological process: peptidyl-aspartic acid hydroxylation. NCBI's taxonomy places the organism in Eukaryota, Metazoa, Arthropoda, Insecta, Diptera, Psychodidae.
UAAAACAAUAAUUUGAAGAAGAAGAAGACGUGAUUUUUGUGCGUGAAAAACGGAAAAUUUGUGCAAUUUAACGUGAAAAGUGUCCUUUAAAUCUGAGUGCGUGUCAUCCCGUGGGCAGCGUGACCCGUGAUCGGCGAAAUGUCAGAGAAGCCGCGCAAGAGAAAAGACAAAAAGAAGAAAGACAGCGUGUCGGAUGCCGCCGAACUUGCCAGGAAACUAAGCACAAAAGAGGACUCAGAUGCAGGCGAAAGUACAACACCUCAUCCUAGUGGUGUCCAAACCAUGGGUCCGGAUGAUGUACAGCUGCACGUGCACAAAGAUCACGGAACUGGAGGGCAUUGGUGCGCCAAAAUUGUCUUUUUUUCCCUUCUGGCCAUCUUAGCGGGUCUCGUAGGAUUAAUCAUUCUUGAGAAUCGUGGGCUGUCUGAUGUUGAUACUCCACUGUCUGAAUCGAGAUUUUCGGAUAUAUUGGAAGGGUGGGUGGAGGAGAAUCGAGAAUCUCAUGAUGAUCAUGAGCAUGAUAUUUUGGCGUCGAUGGAGGAGUUAGAAGAGCACGAUGAACAUGGUGAACCAUUUGAGGAGGAGGACGAUCAUGAUGAAGAACAUGAUGGGGAAGAUGAUGAUGAAGAUCAUGAUCAUGAGGAUGAUGAUGAGGAUCAUGAUCAAGAGGAUGAUGAAGAGAACGAUGGGGAGGAAGAUGAUGAAGAUGAGCAGCAAGUUGAUGCUGAUGAAGAUGAUAAUGAAGCACAAGAUCAGGAAGAUGAUGAUGAUGAUCAAGAAAAUAAUGAUGAUGAUCAAGAAAAUGAUAAUGAAGAUGAAGAAAAUGAUGAUGAACAGGAUCAAGAUGAUGAUGAAGAUCAGAAUAUUGAUGAUGGUGCUUCAGAAGAAAUUCAGAAUGAUGCAGCUUAUGAAGAAGAUGAAGAUGAUGAUGAAGCUGCAGAUGAUGAUGAUAAUAAUAAUGAUGACGAUGAAGAUGAUGCAAAGAAUAACGACGAUGAUGAUAAUGAUGAUGAUGCAAAGAAUGAAGAUGAUGAUGACAAUGAUAACAACGGGGAUGACAAUGACGAUAAUGAUAAUGAAGAUGACAAUGACGACAAUGACAAUCAACCAGACAUCGAUGAUGAUGACAAUUCUCCAUUCGAGGAGCCUUUUACCCUUAACAAAAGCAAUCCAGUGCCUCUAACUAAAACCAAUGAUACCCCGAAGACUGAUAAAGUAACAAUUGCUGACCUGGAAGUACAAAUUGAAGAAAUGAAAAUUAUUUUUGAUGAAGUUUCCCAAAAAUUGGGAAAACCAUCUUUCAGUGAACUGAGAGAUGCAUCUCAGGAAUGUCCUGCUGAUAGUAUUCCAAUAAAUGAUUGCAAGUUGGAUGAUGAUGGUUCAUUCGAAGAGGUGAUUGAUAAUGAUGCCGGUGAAGAUCUUCAUCUGCAGAAACUGGCACAAAAGGACAGUCCUGAGCCAGAUGAUGAUGAUGACCUACCUGCUAGUCCAUCAUCUUCACUUGCUGAAAAGAUCCUCAUCGGUUUGGCCUUAAUUGUGGUUGCACACUCCGUUUUACUGAGAAAGACAUUCAACAAAGGAAAAGCCACUGAAGAAGCGCAAGAAGUUGUUGAAGAGAUUGUUGAACAAUCUGCUGAAGAUUUGAUGACUGAAGAUGGUUUCAUUGAUAUGAGACGUCGACUGACUAUUGGUACGGAUGAAGAACCCCUUCUUGACCCAGAAGAUGAUAUUGAAUAUGAUGAAGACGAGGAGGAUGUUGAAGAUUUGGGCGAAGAAGAGGAUGAAGAUGAGGAAGCACCAGAAGAUAUUGAAGAGUAUGAAGAUGAAGAUGAGGUGGAAAUGCCUGCAACAUUUGAAGAAUUGAAUGCAAUGUAUCGACCGAAGGUGGUUGAAACCAAAGCUCCAGAACCAAAAACGGUUGAACAAAAAGUUGGAGUUUCUUUUAAAAUUCCCGAAUCUAGAAUUUCUGAACCAAAAAUUCCUGAAAGGAGAAUUUCUGAACCAAAAGUUUCGGAAACAAGACUUUUGGAACCGAAAGUUCCUGAAAGAAGAAUUUCGGAACCAAGAAUUUCUGAAACAAGAAUUUACGAUCCGAAAGUUCAGGAAUCAAGGAUUUCUGAACCGAAAGUUUCUGAACUGAAAAUUGCUGAACCGAAAGUUUCUGGACCUUCUGUACAAAUUCCCAAAGAGCCACCAAAACGUUCUGAACCAGAAAAGCUCCCUGAGCCUUCUGAAGAGUACGAAAUUGAUGAGGAAGACAUAGAUCAGGACGAUGUGGAAUAUGAAGAGGAAGAAUACGAAGGCUCCGACUAUGAAGCGGAAGAAGGGUCAGAUAUUGAUGAUUCCGAUUUAAUGAAAAGACUGGAGGAGAAGUACGGGAAACUCCCUCACUACAGCGACAAAGAAGACGACGAUGAAGACAAGACAUGGACAAAAAUUCCACCGAGAUCUGGAGCACAGAGUCUCAGGGAUGACUUACAGAGUGCACAUGAUGCUCUUGAAGACAACCCAAGAAGUGCUUUGAAUACAUUUGAGAGGAUACUCAAAAUUGCACCACAAACACCUGAAGCUCUCUAUGGGCGUGCUAAAGCUCUGGAUCGACUGUCUGAGCUGCAGCAGAGCAAUGCCAUACUCAGGGAUGCCAUUGAAGCCUAUGAGGCAGUCCUAAAGCUAAAAACCAAUAUUGGUGAUGAUUUAUUCACGAAGGUAGCACUGAGGUGCAUCAAUCGGAUUAGAUUUCUAGGGCUGCAUACACGAGCAAUUCCAAUUCACGAAGCACUCAUUAGGCGAUUUGAUGAUGAACCUGAGUAUCGGAAUGAAUUAGCAAUAACACAUUUGUUUCUCAAUCAGCUGUCUGAGGCUAAAUAUGUUCUCCAUCAUACACUUCUUCGAUGGAGGGAUAAUCCAGUAGCAUUGGUACACUAUGGGUUUGUUCUGAAAAAUUUAGAUCAGGACUAUGAGGGUGCCUCAAUCUACCUCUCUGAAGGCAUAGCAUCGAAUGCUGAUGGCACCCAAGAUGGACGCUUCUAUUUCGCCCUCGGAGACUCCCUGCUCCGCCUUGGGCGACACGAGGAGGCUCGAAAAGUCUUUCGGAAUGGUGUUGAACGAAAAUUGUUCCUGUCUGAAUACCAAAGAUCCCUCUACAAUGUAGAUACGCUCAAAUCAAAACCCUUCUGGACUAUUGAUGAGACGAAGAAUAGAAAACUCUUUGAGACAUUGGAGCGCAAUUGGGAGCUCAUAAGGGAUGAAGGGAUGAAGCUUCUCAAUCAGAAGGGAUUCUUCAUGGACGAAGCGGAGAAUCUAAAGGACAAAGGUGACUGGAAACAGUUCGAUUUGUUCGUUAAAGGCCAAAGAAUCACCAAACACUGCCAGAAAGCUCCAAUUACGUGCAACAUUAUGGAAUCAUUUCCGGCGGCGCGCUUCUGUACCCGUGGGCAGAUUAAAUUCAGCGUUAUGCAUCCGGGAACGCACAUAUGGCCCCACUGUGGUCCAACCAAUUGUCGCAUUCGUGCCCAUUUGGGUUUGCAUGUGCCCCCAGGGACUUUUAUUCGUGUUGCAGAGGAAACAAAAUCCUGGCGGGAGGGGAAGAUGCUUAUUUUUGACGACAGCUUUGAGCAUGAGGUGUGGCACAAUGGGACGGAUGUACGCCUUGUGCUGAUUGUCGAUAUCUGGCAUCCGGACCUCACGGAGGCACAACGGAAGAGUCUUCAACCAAUUUGAGAUGGCAAUUCCGGGGGUGGCGUUUGUGGGGGAGGGAUUAAAUACUUAAAAAAAAUAUACCAAAAAAAGGGGCUCGAAUCUCUCCUAAAAGGAUGUUUAAACUUCUUGUGAAUCGGAAGAUGUGCCUUUUGCUUAAUAAUUUUAGUGCCUAUUUCCCGCCUGGGAGGAAUGGAGAAGUCUUUCCCGCCGCCCAAUUUUGGAGAUUUAUCCAAUCAUCGUGAAAAUCUUCAACAAAUUGCGCGGGAGUGAUAUGUACAUCUCAGCUCCUUUGUGAUUGUUAAUUAGAUUUCUUUAUCAAUUUUUAAAAAUGUUUCUUGUGACAAUAAUUUGAGAGAUGAAAAAAAAGACCCAUGACAACGAUCUAUUUUACCAUAAAUAUACAUUUAAAUUCUCAUGUACGAACAAAUAAAGAGAUUUACAGAAUUUUAA